This is a messenger RNA of Mycena citricolor, 4637 nucleotides long. NCBI's taxonomy places the organism in Eukaryota, Fungi, Basidiomycota, Agaricomycetes, Agaricales, Mycenaceae. The record is from the annotation of a GenBank genome assembly.
GUGGUCGUCUUCAGCAUUUGCACCCGCCGCACUCGAUCGUCCUGAUGCUGAAGAAGUAGCCCGGGAGGCGGACACCAGGCCGGAUUUCUUGGUGAUUCGACCACGCUUGGAUUCUUUGUGCGGUUGAGCAUCGCUCAAGAGAAGUCAGUACGGUGGACAGUGGGAGAACGGAGAUACAUACGACGUCACACUCGCCUUUCGCUUGGUUCGCUUAUCCUCAACAUCCUUGCGAGUCAGCUUGGAGGCGGUUUUGGGACCUUUUUUUUGGUUGGCGUCGCUACCCGGGGCUGCAAACAAGGGAUCCUGAAUGUCAGACAUAUCAUCGUCGGCACCUGGAUCUGCAAUGCAGCCUUGAGCAUCGCGUCUAGUUGACAUUGGCGGCGUACCAAGAUUCUCCUCAUCCUCCGAGGUGACAGCAGUUUGCGCUGGACCAGACCACUUUUUUGGUCGGAGCAAGGGAAGCGGCCGAGCGGCGCUGAGCAUGAGAUGCAUCAAGCUUGUCCUCGGCAUACAACUCGUCUGCAACAUCGGCAACAGCUUGAACCUUCCGCUGUCGCAAGGUCUCAGCUGCCUCUUUCCGUUUUUCUUCAGCCUGUCGUUCCUGGGCCACGGUCUCUGGCAAUCGCCGAAUAGGAGUGCCCUGUGCAGAGUGUGGUUUCAGGCCAGCAGCUCCUCGGGUCUGGAUUGGAGUUGUAUUGGCCGAAGACUGACGGGUGCGGCGUUUUGGGAUGGUGGGCAAGGACAUGCUGAUGGAUGAGGGAAGAGCGCCGUCAAAAAAUUUUCAGCGAUCGACCACCCCUACGACCUCCAUCCUCUGCAGAAUAUGCCAAACCGCCCGUUCCAUGCUCGUAACCUGCCAUGCCCCGUUCCAGGAUGCGACAAACUCUUCAAGAACCAAUCCGGUCUUACACAGCACCGAAACAGAAAGCAUGCUCAGUUUCACAUUGAGCGCGCCCAAGCCCGUUCGCACUUGCGGUCCAGCAGUCAGUCCAGUGGCGCAUCUGCUGCGUCUGGCGGUGUAGAUUUUGUUCCUCAAGAUGACCCUGGCGCUCCACCGCUAAUCCACCCUCCGGCUCCCAAUCGCCGUGACCGCAUUGUGAUCCACCCCUUCUUAGACGGCACUCCAUGUGACGCGCAAGGAAACUAUCUGCCUCCUGGUUCACUGCCUCCUCCGCGGGAAUACGGAUCGAAAACCGACUACUCCCCGUAUGCAAAUCACCUCGACUUCCAUCUUGCCGAUCUCCUCUAUCGUCGCGUGCAGAUGUCCGGUGGUGAGAUUGACGAGUUAAUGCAGAACUGGGCUGCUCGCAAUCCGGCCCAAUCGCCCCCUUUCAACGAUCAUGACGACCUCUAUGGAACGAUUGAUGCCACCGAGCUCGAUACCAUCCCCUGGCAGUCUUUCGAGGUCAGAUACAACGGAACAAUCACCGAGGGCAGCACAACACCAUGGAAGCAGAAGGCUCAUACAGUCUAUUUCCGCAAUCCACGAGCAGUGCUGCAGAGUCAGCUUGGCAAUCCCGACUUUGCGAAGGAGAUGGACUUUGCAGCUAAGCUGGUGUAUGCGAAGGAUGGAUCGCGGGAAUACCAGGACUUUAUGUCUGGGAAUUGGGCAUGGCGACAGUCGGAUAUGAUUGCAAAUGAUCAAAGAACGCAUGGCGCCACUUUUGUACCAAUCAUCCUCGGCAGCGAUAAGACCACGGUUUCUGUUGCCACUGGCCAGAACGACUUCUACCCACUGUACCUCUCCAACGGGUUGGUAUAUAACAGCGUCCGCCGGGCCCAUCGAAACGCUGUCACCCUCAUUGGCUUUCUCGCAAUCCCAAAAACGGACCGCGAGAACGAGGACAGCUCAGAGUUUCGCACUUUCCGCCGCAAUCUGUUCCAUGGCUCUCUGUGCCAGAUCCUUGAAUCGCUGCGCGAGGGAAUGUCGACACCUGAGGUUGUGCGCUUUGCCGAUGGUCAUUAUCGUCGCGUGGUGUAUGGUCUUGGGCCUUAUAUUGCCGACUAUCCAGAGCAGGUACUUCUUGCUGGCGUCGUUCAAGGGUGGUGCGCUCGCUGCACGGCCUCUAACAAGGACCUAGAUGGUGAUGAAGACAAUGCAGGGCGUCGCUCUCAAAAGCUGACAGAGGCCAUCCUUGAUGCAUUCACACCCAAGGAGAUGUGGUCAAGUUAUGGUGUCAUUCAUGAUGUAAAGCCUUUCACCUGGUCCUUCCCCCGGGCCGACAUACAUGAACUAUUAUCACCCGACCUGCUCCACCAACUGAUCAAGGGAACGUUCAAGGAUCAUCUUGUUACAUGGGUGGAGGAGUAUCUGGAGGCAGUUCACGGGUCCGCAAAAGCAAAGAAGAUAAUGGCCGAUAUUGAUCGACGAAUUGCCGCAGUACCAGCCUUUCCUGGCCUUCGACGGUUCCCUGAAGGUCGCGGUUUCAAACAGUGGACGGGGGAUGAUUCCAAGGCGCUGAUGAAGGUCUAUAUGCCUGCCAUUGAGGGCCAUGUUCCAUCUAAAAUGAUUUGCGCCUUCAGCGCCUUUCUUGACUUUUGUUACCUCGUCCGACGCAACAUCAUUGACCAGGCAACACUGGUCCAAAUCCGAGACUCAUUGACCCGCUACCACCAAGAACGACGGGUAUUCGAAGACAUUGGUGUUGUCCCAAACAAGUUCUGCCUCCCACGGCAGCAUUCACUAUCUCACUACGCACAUCUCAUCCAAGAAUUUGGCGCCCCCAACGGUCUCUGUUCAUCUAUAACCGAAUCCAAACACAUCAAGGCUGUAAAAGAGCCCUGGCGGCGUUCCAGCCGUUUCCAAGCCCUCGAACAAAUGCUGACCAUCAACGAACGACUUGACAAGCUGGCAGCUGCGCGCGUAGACUUCAAAGCCCGUGGGAUGUCUGUCGCUGCCAUUCCUGACCCUGCCGUUGUCGAAGCCACAGAUGAAGACGAGAAUGAUGAUUUAGCAGGCAUUGAUGACAGAGAGAUUGAAGGGGAGGUGAAGCUAGCAAUAAUGCCCGUACGACAUCUACCCCGGAAUCCCUACAACCUUGCCCCACGCGUCAAUGUUCCCACUCUCCCCGCCCUCCUCCGCCGCUUUCUUUAUGCACAAAACAAUCCUGAUUUCGACGGUAUCCUUGCCGAUGUCCCCCUCGACUUGUGUCCCGACGCACCAAAGAAAGUCCGUGUCUUCCCAUCUGCAACAGCCACAUUCUACGCGCCUAGCGACCAGUCUGGUCUCAGCGGACAUCUCCGCGAACGCAUCCGUGCGUCCCCAUCAUGGCGCCGUGGUGCUGCUCGGCAUGAUUGUGUGUUUGUUGAAGGCAAUGAUGCACUGGGCUUCCGCGGUCUUAUGGCAGCUCGUGUCCAGCUGUUCAUCUCAUUCAAAUACCGUCGUAUUGAUUAUGCAUGUGCGGUCGUGAAUUGGUUUUCCACCAUUGGAGACCAACCUUGUCCUGAUAUGGGCAUGUGGAUGGUCGAGCCUGACCUUGAUGCACGACGCCGGCGGGUCUUGGAUGUCAUUCACAUUGAUUCCAUCCUUCGAGGCGCUCACCUCGUUCCCAUUUUUGGCAAGAAAUUCAUUCCCCGGACCUUGCUCGACUUAUACACUCGGGACGUAAUGUUCUAUGAUGAUGACAACGACGACACUUAUUCACCGCCGCGGGGUACCAGCAAAAGUCCCUAUUUUGAGAGUCAGCACAAGCACAUUGCUUUUCAUGAGGAACGUGCUCGCAAAAAGGCGGCAAAGGCCAAAGUCUCCCCGAGUCCUACACCUCGUCCGAGUCGGACACUACAUGGUGCUAAGGGAGGGCUGGGCAUCCGCGGCAUGUUCACUGAAGGCGGCGCGUUGCAUUCUCAAACCGAUUCUCAAACCCACAUCGAUGUUCUGUGCGCCACCUAUGCCAGCAACCCUUCCCCGUCUCCAGCCUCCAGUCUCUUGCAAUGCGCAGGAAUGAGGGAUCAAGCGGAAACAGUCCUCGACCACCCUGCUUGCCAAGAGCGGAAGAGUUCAGUCCUGCCUGUGUUUCCCGAGAUCACGGAACCCAAAUUGACGCUGCAGGGUGAGGAGGAUGGUUUGGGGACACAGCCCGAGCUUAGGCAGGACACAGAUCUUGGCCGAGAACCAGAGACCCAGUUUGAUGAGUGUUUCGACUCUGUCACUGACACGAAUCACCGGCUGCAAUUUCGCGUCAACGACCUCAUAGAGCGAUUGGCAAUGGUGGGAGAUCUCAGAGAUCACGCAGAGCAAGAACGAGACAAAGCCAUGGGAGAGUGUAACCGACUCAAGCGGAAGUGGGAGGAGUUGGAGCAGCAGAAAGAAGAGCUGAUGGAGCGACUCGAAAAACAGCGGCACAAGUGGGAGGCAGAGAGGGAUGCCGUGGCACAAGAGCGGGAUGGUUUCAAGCAUCAACUGUAUGAGGCUUGGCAUGAGUGUAGUAUGCAGAAGAGGCGCGCAAAUAUCAUGGCCGAGUCGCUGAAUGAUGCUGCUCAAAAUGCUUCAGAUUUGGCCAAGAUGUUGUCUGAUGCCGCCAACUCGAAGUAGCCGCGCCGCGGAUUGGAGGGCUUAGUGAAGGUUGCACAUGUACUAGCUACUAUGCCUAACACCGAGUCAUCUGUUUAACGGAAUACUAUGCUUACUAAAUGCUACU